Messenger RNA from Sciurus carolinensis (gray squirrel), 2196 nucleotides. RefSeq names its product probable ATP-dependent RNA helicase DDX28. The transcript has a single exon. Gene Ontology annotation, biological process: mitochondrial large ribosomal subunit assembly. The coding region runs from base 1165 to 1815 and encodes 216 amino acids. Gene Ontology annotation, cellular component: mitochondrion. The record is from RefSeq and is a predicted model, not a curated record. NCBI's taxonomy places the organism in Eukaryota, Metazoa, Chordata, Mammalia, Rodentia, Sciuridae.
UGGGCACACACUCUCCAGGAGACACCAGCACAUCUGCUCCAUAGGACCAGAGCCCCACUGCCGCUUGGUCCCCGCUUCUGGCGACAGCGCUCUCCCCACCCUAAGGUUGGUCUGGGUCUGGAUGUCUCCAUUCCUGUUCACACCUACACACCUAGCGGUCACUGAAUUGCACGGACCUUGCCCACUUCCUGACCACAGUACUGCUCCGCAGGCCUUACUGAACAGCGCCAGCCACCGUACGCGAGGGAGCGGCGCAUACGUGACGUCACUGAAGUGCGCCUCUCCAGCGGCAAGGGCAACACAGCUCUGGCACAGCCAACGUUGCUGUUUCCGGCCCCCGACUAUGCUCUUUCCGGCCCCACUCGAUUGCUGCAGGAGCCCCGCCGAGAUAUGUCGGUCCGCGAUCCCGAGGAACCCCGGGCAGUGGUGUGAAUUCCGCGGACAUUACACCGGCCGCAGGAACAGCGACGGAGCAGGCGUCAGAGUGCCCACCUACCGGUGUCAAUGCGACUGGGACCACUGCUCCUCUCCGCCCGGCAGCCCGAGUUGAACCAGCCAGCGCGCCGCACCCUGGGAGGUUGGGAGUGCGCAACGCUCGCCUCGCGUGGGUGGAGACAUCGACGCGCGCAUCGGGACUGUUUCUACAUCGAGCGCGCACAACUGGACGUGCCACCGCUGCGACACCUCGUCCCAGGACAGCUUCACGGACCUGGGUCUGCAGCCCCGGGUGCUGCGCGCACUGCACGAAGCUGCUCCUGAAGUCGUUCGACUCACCACCGUGCAGUCGGGCACCAUACCCCUGCUGCUUCGCGGCCACCACCUCCUUUGUGCCGCGGAAACUGGCAGUGGCAAGACUCUAAGCUAUCUACUUCCACUUCCGCAACGGAUCCUUGAUCGUCUGGCUCUGGACAUCCACCUUGUACCUGCUCCCAGGGGUCUGGUCCUUGGGCCUUCCCGAGAAUUAGCGGAACAGGUACAGGCUGUGGCCCAAUCGCUGGGCAGCUCCUUGGACCUGCAGGUGCAAGAGCUAGGGGGAAGCCCUAGCAUUCGAAGAAUUAGGCUACAACUGUCCAAACAACCGUCAGCACAUGUUAUAGUUCCCACACCGGAGGCUCUGUGGAAGGCCCUGAAGAAUAAACUGAUUACCCUGGAGCAACUCUCCUCAUGAUGGAUGAGGCAGACACGCGGCUGGAUGAAAGCUUCCUAGACCUUGUGGACUACAUCUUGGAAAAGAACCAUAUAGCCCAAGACCCAACUGACUUAGAAGACCCCUUUAAUCCCGAAGCUCAGUUAGUGCUGGUGGGAGCCACAUUUCCUGAAGGGGUGAGCCAGUUGCUGAAUAAAGUGGGGAGCCCAGGAUCUCUCACCACCAUCACCACUUCACAGCUCCACUGCAUCAUGCCUUAUGUCAGACAAACAUUUCUGAGGCUGAAGGGAGCACAGAAGGUGGCAGAGUUGCUGCAGAUCCUCAAGCAGCGUGACAAAGAGAAGCCUGCAGCCUCAGGAACUGUCCUGGUGUUCUGUAACAGCUCCAGCACUGUCAACUGGCUGGGAUAUAUUCUGGAUGACCCCAAAUUCAAACACCAAAGGCUUCAGGGACAAAUGCCAGCCUCAGUGAGGGCAGGCAUCUUCCAGUGCUUCCAGAAGGGAUCCCAAGACAUACUGCUCUGCACAGACAUAGCCUCUCGGGGCCUACACAGCACCCAUGUGGAGCUGGUUGUCAAUUAUAAUUUUCCCCUCACCCUGCAAGAUUACAUUCACAGAGCAGGGAGGGUGGGCCGGCUUGGGAGUCAGGUGCAGUUGUCAGCUUUGUGACCCAUCCCUGGAAUGUGAACCUGGUGCAGGAGAUUGAACUGGUAGAUCACAACAGGAAAAGCCUUCCAGCACUUAACAUCCUCUGUGAGAGAGCCUUUGCCUUAGGAAGCUUCAUUUUGGCUCACUCAAAUGUGAUUCUUGAUUAGGGAUCUUUACUGGUGCCCUGGGUGGGUGAACACACUUGUCAACUACGCUGCACUUAAUACCUCACAGGGCCUGGUGAGCUGCUAGUGGCUUUGAAAGAUGAGCUACUGGCCAGUAUUGGAGUAAUGGAGCAUUGGACCAAAGCAGCAUACUCUUUCACAUAAAAUGUGAAAAAUAAAAUAGAUUUUGGUUUUAGUCAUGUUGUCAUUUCUAGCAAUAAAUAAAGCUUUCAUGGGC